Molecule: messenger RNA, 1563 nt
Organism: Carassius carassius (crucian carp)
Lineage: Eukaryota; Metazoa; Chordata; Actinopteri; Cypriniformes; Cyprinidae
Product: putative nuclease HARBI1
Exons: 6
Coding region: 1-1563 (520 amino acids)
Source: RefSeq, a predicted model, not a curated record
AUGGCGUGUCCUUUUAUUGAUGAGGUGGUGGAUGAGGGAGCGAUAAUUAUACGCAGGGCAUUUCAAAGAGAGCGUACUUUCAGGGGCAGGGCAGACCCGUUGGCUUUUUCUGACUACUACCUACAUGAGCGGUAUAGAUUCUCGAGGGAAGGGAUAGCAUAUAUUUGCAGAUUACUGAGCCCACACAUCACAAAUAGCACACGGGGCAAUAAAGCGCUCACAGUCCCGCAGACUGUGUGCAUUGCACUUUGCUUUUUUGCCAGCGGAACAUUUUUGUACACAGUUGGAGAUGCAGAGAACAUCAGCAAAGCAUCGGUUUGCCGCUCUGUACGAAUUGUGUACCUGUCUUUAAAAAAAUUACUCAAUGUGUUCAUCACCUUCCCUGGCCACAGAGCGAUUCACAGUAUUAGACAAGCCUUUUAUGGAAUCGCUGCUUUCCUAAAUGUUAUCGGAGCUCUGGACUGCACCCACGUGCGCAUAAAGCGCCCGUCUGGUCCGCAUGAAGCAGACUUCGUUAAUAGGAAAUCAUUACACAGCAUCAAUGUACAGAUGAUUUGUGAUGCAGACUGCAUCAUCACAAAUGUAGAGGCAAAAUGGCCUGGCUCAGUGCAUGAUUCCAGAAUCUUUCGGGCCUCUUCUCUUUCCCACCAACUGGCACAAGGUCAAUUCUCAGGAGUUUUGCUGGGAGACAAGGGAUAUGCAUGUCUGCCUUAUCUCUUGACUCCCUAUCAGGAGACGCAGACUGAGGCACAGCACAACUACAAUAUUGCCCAUGCACACACAAGAGCUCGUACAGAGAUGGCAUUUGGGCUAAUCAAGUCAAGGUUCCAGUGCCUGAAUUACCUCAGAGUGAUUCCACAAAGGGCAUGUGACAUCGUAGUUGCAUGUGUUGUGCUACAUAACAUUGCCUGCCUGAGGAGAGAGAGGCAACCAAGGAUGGUUGUAGAGCAAGACUGGGACAUUGAAGGCAUUUUUGAUGACAAUGAAAUAGGCAGGCCUCGCACAUUUGAGACCGAGGAGUCCAAGGUGGCGUUCGUUCUGACUCUACUCUCCAGGAGGGCUGCCCUGUGGGGGAAGGCGGUGUGGGAGAACCAAGACCAAUGCUGCGCUUCGUUCCACUCCCUCUCCGAGGAGAUGAAGAUAGUUUUUGACCGGGCCGUUGCCUGCAAGGAGGUGGACAGAGAGCUCGCGGACCUCAAGCAGGGGAAUCAUUCCGUGGCGGACUAUUCCAUCCAGUUCCGCACCUUGGUGGCAGUGUGCAAGUGGAAACGAAAGCAUUGUUUGCAGUUCCCCGUGUUCAUGUCUGGUCUUUCAUUCCUGUUCUCUGUGUUCUUCUCGUCAUUGGAUCGUCUGUGUCUUUGGAACCCCAUCCACUCCUCACCUUCCACGGAUUAUACCUUUCACCUCCACGGCUUGCUCAUCUCAGCUCCUGUGUCAUGCUCUCCUGCUGACUCUCCUCACCGCCACUUCCUGGAUCACCAUCGGACAUUGUCUCUCCCCGGAUCGCCAUCAGACUUCGCCUCACCCACCUGUUAUCCUGUUUCAUGUUACUCAUGUGUUUGA